AUGGUGCUCGCCUUUGCCCUGUGCCUCCUGGGCAGCUCUGCUUUGCUCCUGGCCACCACAGCCAGGGCUCAAGCUACCCAGUGCCCAUUGCCACGCAUCCAGAAUGGGAAGGGAGAACACAUUACUCGCUAUUCCUACAGACCCGGGGACACCGUAAGCUUUGUGUGCAACACAGGAUAUAUGUUGCAGGGCUCCCGCACAAGCAUGUGCCGAGCUGACUUCAGAUGGAGCCCACCUCUGCCAGUGUGCAAAAAGGGCAAGUAGGUGAUGUGUCCUCAGCCACCAAACAUCGCCAACGGGCUGCACAGCGGACAGUCCUUGGAUAAGUUUUCCCGGGGAGUGACCGUGUACUACGGCUGCAAGGACGGCUACGAGCUGGUCGGGAACCUGUCCAUCAACUGCACCGAGGCCGGGCUGUGGAGCAGGCCCCUGCCCCGCUGCAAAGCAAUCGGCUGCAAUACACCCGAGGUGCAGAACGGGAAGGUCCAUGAGCUGCAAAGGACCUUCGCAGCUGGAGAGACCAUUCACUUUGACUGCGAUGCCGGUUACGCCGCAGAGGACACCUACGAGAGUCAGUGCCAGCCGGGGGGCACCUGGGAUCCGCCGACGCUCACCUGCGAGAGGGUCCGACCAUGUCCCAUGCCUCCCAAGGUCCACAACGGAAAUCACGACGGCCAGGGCAAAGGAUAUUUUACCAUGGGAACGCCUGUAACAUACACCUGCGAUCCCGGCUACUACCUGGUUGGAAAUCCUGUUGUGACUUGCAGAGCAUCGGGGAACUGGAGCCAGCCCAGCCCUCGCUGUGAAGAGGUGAUGUGUCCUCGGCCACCAAACAUCGCCAACGGGCUGCACAGCGGACAGUCCUUGGACAAGUUUUCCCGGGGAGUGACCGUGUACUACGGCUGCAAGGACGGCUACGAGCUGGUCGGGAACCUGUCCAUCAACUGCACCGAGGCCGGGCUGUGGAGCAGGCCCCUGCCCCGCUGCAAAGCAAUCGGCUGCAAUACACCCGAGGUGCAGAACGGGAAGGUCCAUGAGCUGCAAAGGACCUUCGCAGCUGGAGAGACCAUUCACUUUGACUGCGAUGCCGGUUACGCCGCAGAGGACACCUACGAGAGUCAGUGCCAGCCGGGGGGCACCUGGGAUCCGCCGACGCUCACCUGCGAGAGGGUCCGACCAUGUCCCAUGCCUCCCAAGGUCCACAACGGAAAUCAUGAUGGCCAGGGCACAGGAUUUUUUACCAUGGGAACGCCUGUAACAUACACCUGCGAUCCCGGCUACUACCUGGUUGGAAAUCCUGUUGUGACUUGCAGAGCAUCGGGGAACUGGAGCCAGCCCAGCCCUCGCUGUGAAGUGACUGUCUGCAUAAAUCCAGAUAUAGACAACGGAGGGCAAGUUGGUGGUCAAGGCCUUAUCUCUGCACCUGGGCAAAUCUUGACAUUUCAGUGUCACUAUGGUUACAGCCUGCAAGGCAGUGCUAAAAUCUUUUGCCAGGAGGAUGGCAGCUGGCACCCUUCUGUUCCCGUCUGUGAGAGACUUUACCAUAACCAGGAGGUCUCAAAUAGGCCUCACCUUCCAGGUGGUUGUGGUGCUCCUACAAGGUUACGCUUUGCUGAGCUAAAUGAGGAGCAUAAAAAUGAGAUUGAUUUUUCUGUUGGGAAGACUGUGCAAUACACUUGCCGACCUGGAUAUGCUAAACAGCCAGGAAUGUCACCUACUAUUACAUGCCUUGAGAGCGGAGUGUGGUCAGAAGCACUAGAGUUCUGUAAAAGGAAACAAUGCAGUCAUCCUGGUGAACCUGUAAAUGGGAAAAUUAUUUUCCUAACAGAUCUCCUGUAUGGGUCAACAGUGCUCUACAGCUGUGAAGAAGGGCACAGGUUAAUUGGACAAUCCAGGAGACGAUGUGAGGUUUCUGGUGGACGUGUUGAAUGGAGUGGCGCCGUUCCCACUUGUCAGCGUAUCCCUUGUGAGCCACCUCCGGACAUUCCCAACGGGAAGCACACGGGCAAGCUGCUGGAUGAAUUCCACUUCGGCAUAUCUGUAACAUACACCUGCGACAGCGGGUACCCACUCCACGGAGAGCCCUCCAUCUACUGCACCACUCGGGAUGGGAAAAACGGCGUGUGGAGCGGGCCCCCACCGUGGUGCGGAGAGGGAAGUUGUCCUGUCCCGCGGGUCCAGAAUGGGAGAAUAGUGUCUCCUAAGGCUGCCUACACACAGAAGGACACCAUUGCCUUUGAGUGUGAGCCAGGCUAUGUUCUACGCGGCCACAAAGUGGUACAAUGCCAACAAAAUAACACCUGGGAGCCACCUGUGCCAGCCUGCGAGCAGGCUGGCUGUAAUACACCUACCAGACUGGUGUUUGCGGAGCUGAAGGAGCCGCACAAGAACCAGACUGUCUUUCCCGUGGGGGGGACAGUGGAAUACGUGUGCCGGCCUGGGUACACCCAGCACCUGGGGAUGCCGACAGCCAUCAAAUGCCUCAGGAAUUGGACGUGGUCUGUGGCGCUGGAGUUCUGUAAAAGGAAACAAUGUGCUGACCCAGGGGAUCCGGAAAAUGGCAGAGCUGUUGUCCUGAUGGACCUCCUCUUUGGGUCCAAAGUGAAUUACACUUGUGAUGAAGGGUACAAGUUGGUUGGAGGCUCUCAGAGAACGUGCGAGGUCUCUGGCACACAUGUCUCGUGGAGUGGAGAUGCUCCUGUCUGCCAGCGUAUCACCUGCGAUCCGCCGCCGGACAUCCCCCACGGCAGACACAGCGGGCACUCGACGGGCACCUUCUCCUACGCCGACGUGGUCACCUACACCUGUGACCCCGGCCACCCGCUGGCGGGAGAGCCCUCCAUCUUCUGCACCACGGCGGACGGGGAGCACGGCGUGUGGAGCGGGCCGCCGCCACAGUGCGGAGAGGUGAAGUGUCCUCCCCCUCCAGGCAUUGCCAACGGGAAGCACAGCGGCCAGCCCUCGGACACCCACCUCCCAGGCUCGGCUGUGCAGUACACCUGCAGGGACGGCUACUCCCUCAUCGGGGAUGCCUCCAUCACCUGUACUGCUGGGGGAACGUGGAGCCGGCCCCGGCCCCGAUGUGAAGCAAUCGGCUGCAAAAGACCCGAGAUUGAGAAUGGAAGAACGAUUGGGCUGGAGACCAUGUACAGACUCACAGACAUCGUUGUCUUCGAAUGCGAUUUUGGUUAUGCUUUGAAGGGCUCCCAGGAGUCUCAAUGCCAUUUUGGGGGAAUAUGGGACCCUCCUCUCCCCAUCUGUGAAAAGAUGCUACAGUGUCCUCCCCCUCCAACUAUCAAAAAUGGCCAGCAUGAGAGCAAGACCCCGAAAAUGUUCAUACCUGGCAUUUCAGUGAAGUACUACUGUGACCCGGGUUAUGUCCUCACCGGGAGAACAACAGUUUCUUGUUUGACAACUGGAACCUGGAGCAUCCCUUACCCCCGCUGUGAAGUGAUCACCUGCACGAGCCCCAGCAUCCACAAUGGAGAGGUGGCUGAAGGACAGAGCGCCGUGUACCAUCCCGGGGCCAACGUCACCUUCCAGUGCCGCCCGGGCUACGUGCUGUGGGGCAGCCGUGAAGCCAAGUGCCGGCCCGACGGCCGCUGGGCGCCUGCUGUCCCCACCUGCGAGCCAGCGCUGCCUUGUCCUCCGCCUCCCGUCGUCGCCAACGCCACGCACAGCGCACAGCUCGGGGCAAACUUCACCAGCGGCAUGUCCGUGAGCUACAGCUGCCAGCCCGGCUUCUCCCUCCUCGGAGACCCCACCGUCCUGUGCACGGCCUCGGGGAACUGGAGCCUCCCGUACCCGCGCUGCGCAGCUGGCUGUGGCACACCAACCACCUUACUGUUUGCUGAGCUAAACAAGGAGUAUAAAAAUCAGAGCGACUAUCCCGUUGGGAAGACUGUGAAGUACACUUGUCGGCCUGGAUACGCAAAACAUCCACAGAUAGCACCAACGAUUACGUGUCUAGAAAAUCAAACGUGGUCUGAAGCCCCGGAGUUUUGCAAACGGAGAAAGUGCGAUCAUCCCAGAGAACCGGAGAACGGCAGAGUCAUCGUUACAACAGAUGUCUUCUUUGGGUCCACGGUGAAUUACACCUGCAACGAAGGGCACAGGCUGGUUGGAGCGGCCCAGCGACACUGCGUGCUUUCCAGCUCUGGGACGCGGGUGAGGUGGAGCGGUGAUGUUCCCGUCUGCCAGAGUAAGUACGCUGCGGCCGGAGCUGAGCAGAGACCGAUGAGAGCCAAACGCAGCACAAAGAGGUUCAGAUCGGUGCUUUCCUUGGGAAAGAUCUUCCAAGGUAUCACCUGCGAUCCGCCGCCGGACAUCCCCCACGGCAGACACAGCGGGCACUCGACGGGCACCUUCUCCUAUGCCGACGUGGUCACCUACACCUGCGACCCCGGCCACCCGCUGGCGGGCGAGCCCUCCAUCUUCUGCACCACGGCGGACGGGGAGCACGGCGUGUGGAGCGGGCCGCCGCCGCGGUGCGGAGCGUCGCAGUGCUCUCGCCCUCCAGCCAUCGCCAACGGGGAGCACAGCGGCCAAGCCACGGCACUCUUCACCAGCGGCAUGUCCGUGAGCUACGCCUGCGACCCUGGCUACGUUCUUGUUGGAGAGGCACAGCUCACUUGUACCGCUUCUGGAGCUUGGAGCGUCCCUGCCCCUCGGUGUGAAGGGCGGCUGUGUCCCUCCCCGAUGGCGAUUGACCAUGGCCAGCACGACGGCGAGGACAUAGAAGCCUUCGUCCCUGGCAGGUCUGUAAAUUACAGCUGUGACCCCGGCUAUUCUCUUGUUGGAAAGACGACUCUGUACUGUACGGUCAACGGAACCUGGAGCAUCCCUUACCCCCGCUGUGAAGUGAUCACCUGCACGAGCCCCAGCAUCCACAAUGGAGAGGUGGCUGAAGGACAGAGCGCCGUGUACCAUCCCGGGGCCAACGUCACCUUCCAGUGCCGCCCGGGCUACGUGCUGUGGGGCAGCCGUGAAGCCAAGUGCCGGCCCGACGGCCGCUGGGCGCCUGCUGUCCCCACCUGCGAGCCAGCGCUGCCUUGUCCUCCGCCUCCCGUCGUCGCCAACGCCACGCACAGCGCACAGCUCGGGGCAAACUUCACCAGCGGCAUGUCCGUGAGCUACAGCUGCCAGCCCGGCUUCUCCCUCCUCGGAGACCCCACCGUCCUGUGCACGGCCUCGGGGAACUGGAGCCUCCCGUACCCACGUUGCGCAGCUGGCUGUGGCACACCAACCACCUUACUGUUUGCUGAGCUAAACAAGGAGUAUAAAAAUCAGAGCGACUAUCCCGUUGGGAAGACUGUGAAGUACACUUGUCGGCCUGGAUACGCAAAACAUCCACAGAUAGCACCAACGAUUACGUGUCUAGAAAAUCAAACGUGGUCUGAAGCCCCGGAGUUUUGCAAACGGAGAAAGUGCGAUCAUCCCAGAGAACCGGAGAACGGCAGAGUCAUCGUUACAACAGAUGUCUUCUUUGGGUCCACGGUGAAUUACACCUGCAACGAAGGGCACAGGCUGGUUGGAGCGGCCCAGCGACACUGCGUGCUUUCCAGCUCUGGGACGCGGGUGAGGUGGAGCGGUGAUGUUCCCGUCUGCCAGAGUAUCACCUGCGAUCCGCCGCCGGACAUCCCCCACGGCAGACACAGCGGGCACUCGACGGGCACCUUCUCCUACGCCGACGUGGUCACCUACACCUGCGACCCCGGCCACCCGCUGGCGGGCGAGCCCUCCAUCUUCUGCACCACAGCGGACGGGGAGCACGGCGUGUGGAGCGGGCCGCCGCCGCGGUGCGGAGCGUCGCAGUGCUCUCGCCCUCCAGCCAUCGCCAACGGGGAGCACAGCGGCCAAGCCACGGCACUCUUCACCAGCGGCAUGUCCGUGAGCUACGCCUGCGACCCUGGCUACGUUCUUGUUGGAGAGGCACAGCUCACUUGUACCGCUUCUGGAGCUUGGAGCGUCCCUGCCCCUCGGUGUGAAGGGCGGCUGUGUCCCUCCCCGAUGGCGAUUGACCAUGGCCAGCACGACGGCGAGGACAUGGAAGCCUUCGUCCCUGGCAGGUCUGUAAAUUACAGCUGUGACCCCGGCUAUUCUCUUGUUGGAAAGACGACUCUGUACUGUACGGUCAACGGAACCUGGAGCAUCCCUUACCCCCGCUGUGAAGUGAUCACCUGCACGAGCCCCAGCAUCCACAAUGGAGAGGUGGCUGAAGGACAGAGCGCCGUGUACCAUCCCGGGGCCAACGUCACCUUCCAGUGCCGCCCGGGCUACGUGCUGUGGGGCAGCCGUGAAGCCAAGUGCCGGCCCGACGGCCGCUGGGCGCCUGCUGUCCCCACCUGCGAGCCAGCGCUGCCUUGUCCUCCGCCUCCCGUCGUCGCCAACGCCACGCACAGCGCACAGCUCGGGGCAAACUUCACCAGCGGCAUGUCCGUGAGCUACAGCUGCCAGCCCGGCUUCUCCCUCCUCGGAGACCCCACCGUCCUGUGCACGGCCUCGGGGAACUGGAGCCUCCCGUACCCACGUUGCGCAGCUGGCUGUGGCACACCAACCACCUUACUGUUUGCUGAGCUAAACAAGGAGUAUAAAAAUCAGAGCGACUAUCCCGUUGGGAAGACUGUGAAGUACACUUGUCGGCCUGGAUACGCAAAACAUCCACAGAUAGCACCAACGAUUACGUGUCUAGAAAAUCAAACGUGGUCUGAAGCCCCGGAGUUUUGCAAACGGAGAAAGUGCGAUCAUCCCAGAGAACCGGAGAACGGCAGAGUCAUCGUUACAACAGAUGUCUUCUUUGGGUCCACGGUGAAUUACACCUGCAACGAAGGGCACAGGCUGGUUGGAGCGGCCCAGCGACACUGCGUGCUUUCCAGCUCUGGGACGCGGGUGAGGUGGAGCGGUGAUGUUCCCGUCUGCCAGAGUAAGUACGCUGCGGCCGGAGCUGAGCAGAGACCGAUGAGAGCCAAACGCAGCACAAAGAGGUUCAGAUCGGUGCUUUCCUUGGGAAAGAUCUUCCAAGGUAUCACCUGCGAUCCGCCGCCGGACAUCCCCCACGGCAGACACAGCGGGCACUCGACGGGCACCUUCUCCUAUGCCGACGUGGUCACCUACACCUGCGACCCCGGCCACCCGCUGGCGGGCGAGCCCUCCAUCUUCUGCACCACGGCGGACGGGGAGCACGGCGUGUGGAGCGGGCCGCCGCCGCGGUGCGGAGCGUCGCAGUGCUCUCGCCCUCCAGCCAUCGCCAACGGGGAGCACAGCGGCCAAGCCACGGCACUCUUCACCAGCGGCAUGUCCGUGAGCUACGCCUGCGACCCUGGCUACGUUCUUGUUGGAGAGGCACAGCUCACUUGUACCGCUUCUGGAGCUUGGAGCGUCCCUGCCCCUCGGUGUGAAGGGCGGCUGUGUCCCUCCCCGAUGGCGAUUGACCAUGGCCAGCACGACGGCGAGGACAUGGAAGCCUUCGUCCCUGGCAGGUCUGUAAAUUACAGCUGUGACCCCGGCUAUUCUCUUGUUGGAAAGACGACUCUGUACUGUACGGUCAACGGAACCUGGAGCAUCCCUUAUCCCCGCUGUGAAGUGAUCACCUGCACGAGCCCCAGCAUCCACAAUGGAGAGGUGGCUGAAGGACAGAGCGCCGUGUACCAUCCCGGGGCCAACGUCACCUUCCAGUGCCGCCCGGGCUACGUGCUGUGGGGCAGCCGUGAAGCCAAGUGCCAGCCCGACGGCCGCUGGGCGCCUGCUGUCCCCACCUGCGAGCCAGCGCUGCCUUGUCCUCCGCCUCCCGUCGUCGCCAACGCCACGCACAGCGCACAGCUCGGGGCAAACUUCACCAGCGGCAUGUCCGUGAGCUACAGCUGCCAGCCCGGCUUCUCCCUCCUCGGAGACCCCACCGUCCUGUGCACGGCCUCGGGGAACUGGAGCCUCCCGUACCCGCGCUGCGCAGUGCUACAAUGUCCUUCACCUCCGAAUAUUGACAAUGGAAAUCACAACAGCCAGGACUUGGAAGUUUUCACUCUUGGGAUGGUUGUAAAGUACAGCUGUGACCCUGGCUACAGCCUCCUGGGAGAGGCAUUGAUUUACUGCACCGACUCUGGGAACUGGAGCGACCCCCCUCCUCAGUGUGCAGGUGGCUGUGGACCACCUCCAAACUUAACCUUUGCUGAGCUAACUGAGGAAUACAAAUAUGUGACCGAGUUUCCCGUUGGGGACAGCGUGCGAUACAACUGCCAGCCAGGAUACAUGAGACACCCCGGAGUACCCUCAACUCUGACAUGCCUCAAAAACCACACGUGGUCUGAAGCGCUAGCGUUCUGUAAAAGGAAGCAAUGUAAAUACCCAGAAACACCAAAGAAUGGCAGAGUUGUUGUUCUGACAGAUCUCCUUUUUGGGUCAACCGUGAAGUACACGUGUGAAGAAGGGCACCAACUGGUUGGACAGUCUCAUAGGCGAUGUGAGAUAUUUGGACCAGAUGUCGCAUGGGGUGGUGUUCUUCCCCUCUGUCAGGAGGUGGUAUGUCCAGUCCCACAAAUCCAGAAUGGGGGAGUAGCUGUUCUUAAAUAUCACUACACAUACAAAGAUACUGUUACCUUUAAGUGCCAUAAAGGUUUCACCUUGCGAGGCCAUCGCACAGCCCAGUGCCAAGCUGAUAAAACGUGGAAUCCACCCGUACCAGUCUGUGAGCAGGAUGGAGCGGCAGAGCACUAUCGUCAUCCUGAUACCACAACGAAGCCAGUAGUGAAGUGUCUGCCUCCUCCAAGGAUUGAUAACGGGGAACACAGCAGUCAGUUCUCAGACACUUUUGAUGUGGGAGCACUUGUGCACUACCGCUGCAAACACGGCUUCUCCCUCAUUGGGAAUAAGUCCAUUCACUGUACAACAAACGGAGUCUGGAGCCGCCCCCUUCCUCGGUGCGAAGCGCUGCACUGUUCCAAGCCUGCAGAUAUUGCCCACGGGUCUCUCAGCGGCCCAGCAAACGUAUUUUUCACUCCUGGAAUGUCUGUAAGAUACAUCUGCGAGCCAGGCUUCUCUCUCAUUGGGACAGCAUCCAUUUAUUGCACAGAGGCUGGAGCCUGGAGCCAUCCUCCUCCAGUCUGCAAAGGUGUGUUUGUUGCAGAGAUAAAUGGGAACAAUCAAGGCUGCAAAGGUACGGUGCCUCAGCUACUCUCUGGCAGUCCAUCAGGAUCCUCGAGUCAAUGCUGUCGUUUGUCUCUCCCUGACUUUCCAGUUGUGAAGUGUCUCCAUCCUCCAAACAUCACCAACGGGAAGCUCAAAGGCAACAUCUCUGACACUUUUUCCUAUGGAGCAUCUGUAUCCUAUGGCUGUGAUCCUGGUUAUUCACUUGUCGGGAACACUUUCAUCAACUGCACAGCGUCAGGAACCUGGAGCCAGCCGCUUCCUCAGUGCAAAGAGAUCAGGUGCAUAUUCCCAGACGUUCAAGGCGUUAAGAAAGCCAUAAAAGGAAAUACUUAUCGCUCUGGGACGAACAUCACUCUGGAAUGUGAUGAUGGUUACACGUUGGAUGGCAUCAGUCAGAUUCAGUGCCAAGAGGACUUCAGCUGGGACCCUCCUGUACCAGCCUGCAAACUGAUAUCACGCAGGUCUGGUUCAGUAGGCCUAGGGGUUGCAGCUGCAGGAGUCCUGCUUCUCCUGGGGGCAGGCAUUGUCUGGAAAAUUAUUUCUAAGCAGAAGGAAGGCUAUUAUCAUACAUAUGAAAACUACAGUUACCAAACCCCUCUGAACCACAUAACUGAACAGAAGUGUUCGUGUGUUCCAUAGAAGGCUGGGCAUCCAUGCUGCCGCUAAGCAGGCAUUGGACUCGUUCUCCGUACAGAGAGCGGCUGUAGGUAGCGUAGAAGCGUCGCUCGUGUUGCGACUGAAAUUCUGUAGCAAAAAAAGGCACUUUACCGUACACUCUGUUAACGCUCCUUCUGCUCCCAUUAAUUACUGUAAGGAUCUAACAAAGUUCAAACAGCACACAGCACAGCUGCUGUUUCAGAGGAACUCGUGCGUCCUGCUGCCGCCCGAUAAACGUUUCUCCAUUCGCAAACCCUGUGAUAAGCACGAUCCACACAAGCGCUCCUGGGUCUGUCUCAAAGUCACAACUUCAAAAUCAGAACCCGCCUGGACGCGGCCGUGUGCCCCCUGCUCUCGGUGCGCCUGCUCAGGCAGGGGGCUUGGGUGACACGAUGCCCAGAGGUCCCUUCCAGCCCCCACCGCUCAGAGAUUCUGUGAUUUGUUAAACCAAAGACUGUCUUAAUCGCAACUGUAUUCACGUCUGCUGCAGUACUGGACGCUGCUCUGUGUUUUCUUCCAGGAAUGCUUAUUUGCAGUGUUCCUCAUGAAUGCUUAACCUAAUAAAAGCUGAACGUGGGACAACAAUUGCUUUCGGUUUUGUCUCUCCUUUGGCUUCUAGCUAGAGUUUUAAGCCUUCAUUAUUUUCUUUCUAAUACCGCUCCGCAGCACGCGC
Messenger RNA from Phalacrocorax carbo (great cormorant), 10471 nucleotides. NCBI's taxonomy places the organism in Eukaryota, Metazoa, Chordata, Aves, Suliformes, Phalacrocoracidae. The record is from RefSeq and is a predicted model, not a curated record.